GUGCUCGCGCCCGCCUCCGCCCGCGCCGCGGCCGCCGGGGCUCCAGCUGCGGGCACGUGCGCCGCCGGGCCGAGCGGACGGAGCGGCGCGCCCUUGCGAGGCCAUGGAGGGCGCAGCGCUGCGGAGGGGCGCGCACAGGUGCGGGGCGACGUCCGCCCCGGGCGGGGAGAGCCGCGCGGGGAAGCAGCGCCGCUGAGCCGCGGAGGAGGCGGGAGGACCGCGCCGGGCCAGAGCCGGAGCGACCCGCCGGCCAUGGAGGCCGAAGAGACGAUGGAAUGCCUUCAGGAGUUUCCUGAGCAUCACAAAAUGAUCCUGGACCGAUUGAAUGAACAGCGGGAGCAGGACCGGUUUACGGACAUCACGCUGAUUGUCGAUGGUCACCAUUUUAAGGCCCACAAGGCUGUUUUGGCUGCUUGCAGUAAGUUCUUCUACAAAUUCUUUCAGGAAUUUACUCAGGAACCUUUGGUGGAAAUAGAAGGUGUUAGUAAAAUGGCUUUUAGUCACUUAAUCGAGUUCACAUAUACAGCAAAGUUAAUGAUCCAAGGAGAAGAAGAAGCCAACGAUGUGUGGAAAGCAGCAGAGUUCCUACAAAUGCUGGAAGCUAUCAAAGCUCUGGAAGUCAGGAACAAAGAGAACUCCGCUCCACUAGAGGACAGCAGCACAGGAAAAAAUGAGGCCAAGAAAAGGAAGAUCGCAGAAACUUCUAAUGUUAUCACUGAGUCGUUGCCAUCCGUGGAAUCAGAACCGGUUGAAAUUGAGGUGGAGAUUGCCGAAGGCACGAUCGAGGUGGAAGACGAGGGCAUGGAGACAUUGGAGGACGUGGCUUCUGCCAAGCAGUCCAUCAAGUACAUUCAGAGCACAGGGUCCUCCGACGACUCGGCGCUGGCACUGUUGGCAGACAUUACCAGCAAGUACCGUCAAGGUGAUAGGAAAGGGCAGCUUAACGAAGAAGGCUGUGCAUCUGACCUCACAAGCAAACAGGUAGAAGGUAUUGAAAUUGUGGAACUUCAGCUGUCACAUGUGAAGGACUUGUUCCAUUGUGAGAAAUGUAACCGUUCAUUUAAAUUGUUUUACCAUUUUAAGGAGCACAUGAAAUCACACUCCACUGAGAGUUUCAAGUGUGAAAUAUGCAAUAAAAGGUAUCUGCGGGAGAGCGCGUGGAAACAGCACCUCAAUUGUUACCACCUUGAGGAAGGUGGGGUCAGUAAGAAGCAAAGAACUGGGAAAAAAAUUCACAUAUGUCAGUACUGUGAGAAACAGUUUGACCACUUUGGACAUUUUAAAGAGCAUCUUCGAAAACAUACAGGUGAAAAACCUUUCGAAUGUCCAAACUGUCAUGAACGCUUUGCUAGAAAUAGCACCCUCAAAUGUCACCUGACCGCGUGCCAAACUGGAGUGGGGGCAAAAAAGGGAAGAAAGAAGCUUUACGAGUGUCAGGUCUGUAACAGUGUGUUUAACAGCUGGGACCAGUUCAAAGAUCACUUGGUAAUACACACUGGAGAUAAGCCCAACCAUUGUACUUUAUGUGACUUGUGGUUCAUGCAAGGAAAUGAAUUAAGACGGCAUCUCAGCGAUACUCACAACAUCACGGAGCGUCUGGUAACCGAGGAAGUUCUUUCCGUGGAAACGCGAGUGCAGACAGAGCCGGUGACGUCCAUGACGAUCAUCGAACAGGUGGGGAAGGUGCACGUGCUGCCGCUGCUGCAGGUCCAGGUGGACUCCGCCCAGGUGACCGUGGAGCAGGUCCACCCGGAUCUGCUCCAGGACGGCCAGGUGCCCGACUCCCACAUGACCGAGCUGCCGGAGCAGGUGCAGGUGAGCUACCUGGAAGUGGGUCGGAUUCAGACGGAAGAAGGAACUGAAGUCCACGUGGAGGAGCUGCAUGUGGAGCGGCUCAGCCAGGUGCCCCUGGAGGUCCACACUGAGCUGCUCCAGGCGGGCUUGGAUCAGGUGUCCCCUGACAUCAUGAAGCCGGAAGAGCGGGAGCCCAGCCAGGAAGAUGAAGCCGAGGCGGCCGCGGAAGACCAGGGCGAUGCCGAGGAUUCAGAGACCAAACCAACAGAGGAAGAUUCCCCCGCGGAAAGCGCAGGCACAGAACAGAAUGCCGAGGCCAGUUUUAGGAUGAAAUAACGAACGUAUUUUUAAACGUACGUGUUGGGCUUUUGAACUGAUGAUGUGGGUGGGGCAGUGUGACUGUCCUUGAGCUGACAGACAAGCGGACCAAAGUUCAACUCUUCCUUGUUGUGCUCAACUGUCUCUAUUGAAACGAACAGAUUUCCCUCCCACGUAAUGCCCAGAGGAGGGACGUUGCCCAUGGCGGAUGGGAAGUUUUGGGAAGUAUAUUUCUGGAAACUUUAAAUGGAUUAUAUUCUUAUACAUAGUUGGGUACGAACGUAUCUAUUUUCAUUGUGGCGAGGGCCCUCCCUUCUCUUUCCCAGGUUGUGUUCUUCCUCGUAGAGUCAAACAGAAUCAUUGGAAUACAAGUGGGUAUUCUAAUGCAUGCUAGAAAAACGAAUCCAUAGGAAACGGGCCGCAUGAAGAAAAGUGCGUUGUUACUGUGCAGUUACGUCGUGGCUUCUGGCUUCCUUUAGUUUGAGCGCGUUCUUGUCUACCCGAUAGUCCCAUCUCUGCAACAGAAAUGUCCAGAAUGUAAAAAAGAUCAACACCCACGUGCCUUUCAAAACCAACCGAACUUCUCUAAAGCACCUCUGGUUCUCUCAGAGUUUGUGUUGUGAGGAGCGAUGUAGAUGAUGCUCUGUAGGACUUUAUCUUUUUGUUUCUAGUGACAACUACCGGUUCUUUUUCACGGAAGUUAGGUUGAGAAAUUUCAUUUAAUGGCAGCUGAAGGGCCAAUUUCAAUUGGGAAAAUUCAUUUAUAUCUGGUACCCUUUUUUUUUUUGAAGAAAAAUUGCACUAGUAUUUUACCACCAGAUUAAAAAAGAUGAGCAUCAUUUAAAAAUUAAUGUAUUUAAAAUAAAGUACAGAGGAAAACAUGUAUAUAAUAUAUCAGGCUUUGUUUUGAAUGAAUCUUUCCCCCGAUCCUUAAUGUAAAGAUCUUGUGCUAUAACUUUUAAAGCCAUACAAAUAAGAGUGCUAAACUGUGGACUUCAAAGUAGGUGUGUAAAUAUUUUUAAUCAGUAUUACUUGGAAAAUAAAAUAUAACAACCACAUAAACCAAUAUGCUAUUUUCUUUACCUGUUAAAUAUUGGGAGAUAUUUACAUUUUUAAAGUAAACUUUAAAAUUAAGUGUU
Pipistrellus kuhlii (Kuhl's pipistrelle) is the source of this 3251-nucleotide messenger RNA. RefSeq names its product zinc finger protein 131 (gene ZBTB35). Gene Ontology annotation, biological process: regulation of transcription by RNA polymerase II. Gene Ontology annotation, molecular function: DNA-binding transcription factor activity, RNA polymerase II-specific; RNA polymerase II cis-regulatory region sequence-specific DNA binding; protein binding. Gene Ontology annotation, cellular component: nucleus. Bases 253 to 2130 code for a protein of 625 amino acids. The transcript is spliced from 7 exons. NCBI's taxonomy places the organism in Eukaryota, Metazoa, Chordata, Mammalia, Chiroptera, Vespertilionidae. The record is from RefSeq and is a predicted model, not a curated record.